GUUUAAACGACAAGUUGUUCCACCGGAGGAGUGAGCAAUCGGCUCUAAUUUUUCUUGAUUUAGCUCGAUGUUCGCCAGAAAAUUUCUGCAGAAAUCCUCCGGCGGUCAGAAUCCUCCUCCUCCUAUAGCUCCUCCGCCUCGGGGAUGUUUGCUAGCAGAAGACUUGGAUCCCCAUUUAGUCACCCACUUUGGGAUACCUUCGACGGCAUCUCUUCUUGCCUUUGACCCUAUUCAAUGCCUCUUGGCUGUGGGAACACUAGAUGGAAGAAUAAAAGUUAUUGGUGGCGAUAACAUCGAGGCGAUUCUUGCAUCUCCUAAGCAGUUACCUUUCAAAAACUUAGAGUUCAUGCAGAACCAAGGCUUUCUGGUUAGCAUCUCAAAUGAAAACGAGAUUCAGGUUUGGGACUUGGAUCUUAGGCAACCAGCAUCAAGCUUAAAGUGGGAGUCAAACAUUACUGCGUUUGCAAUCCUUCAUGGCACUGGUUACAUGUAUGUUGGUGAUGAGUACGGUAUGGUGUCUGUUCUAAACUACAGUGCUGAUGAAGGGAAAUUACUGCAGCUUCCUUAUUAUGUUCCAACUGAUGCUUUAGCUGAAGCAGCAGGGCUUUCAUCUCCUAUUGAUUAUCCGGUUGUUGGACUUCUUUCUCAGCCUUGUUCAAAGGGAACUAGAUUGUUGAUUGCAUUUUCAAAUGGAUUACUUUUUCUUUGGGAUGCAUCAGAAGAUCAUGUCGUUUUAGUUCGGGGGAACAAAGAUCUACCUGUGGAGGGUAGCACAGUUGCUGAUUCUCUGGAAGCCUCACAUGAUGAGCUUUCUGAUCUUGAACUCGAUGGAAAAGAGAUAAGUUCUUUGUGUUGGGCAUCAACUGAUGGUUCAGUUCUUGCUGCUGGCUAUGUGGAUGGGGAUAUAUUAUUUUGGGACUUUUCUGAUGGGCAAAAGGGGAAGCCAUCUAAUCACGUUGUUAAGUUACAGUUGUCUUCGGCUGAGAAAAGACUUCCUGUCAUUGUUAUGCAUUGGUGUUUGGAUGUAUCUCGCAAGAGUAGUGGUGGAAAACUCUUCAUCUAUGGUGGUGAUAUCAUUGGAUCUGACGAAGUACUUACGAUGUUAGGUCUUGAUUGGUCUUCUGGUAUGGGAGGUCUGAAAUGUGUUGGCCGUGCUGACCUGACCCUUAGCGGUUCAUUUGCUGAUAUGGUCUUGUCUCCAAUUGCCAGUUCAAGGCAAAGUGGGAUGUUUUUAUUUCUGUUGACAAAUCCAGGGCAACUGCAAGCAUAUGACGAUGCCUCUCUGGCUUCUCUGAUGUCUCAGAAAGAGAAUAAGAUUUCUGUUUCUCCACUGCCAUAUCCAAUGGUUGUACCAACGAUGGAUCCACAUAUGACAGUAGCAACGUUUGCUGCAUUAAAUGUGAAUGAUAAAACGUCAUUAGCUCUUUCUGAGAUAGUCUUAGCUGCAAAAGCUCGAACCCCACGUACUCCAUCUGGAGAAAGUGCACAAUGGCCUCUGACAGGUGGUGUUCCAAGCCACCUUGAUGACUACAAGCUUGAAAGACUUUACAUGGCAGGAUAUCAAGAUGGGUCUAUGCGAAUAUGGGAUGCAACCUAUCCAUGUCUGUCUCUUAUUUAUAUUUUGGAGCCAAAGGCAAGUGUUAUUGACAUAACUGGAGUAGAUGCAUCAGUAACGGCAUUUUGCUUCUGCUCUAAGACUUCUUGUUUGGCUGUUGGUAACGAAUUUGGUAUGGUUCGCCUAUUCAAGCUGGUCGGCCAUGCAAGUGGAGGAACCUUGGAAGUUGUUACCAACACUGAGAAGAAAGCUCACCAUUUGCAUCAAGAAGAUGGUCCUCAAUGGUUGGCUGCGUUUUCAUUCCUGAGUUCCCCAGUAUGCACCCUGCAAUUUGUACAGUCUACAAGAAGGCUUGCCGUGGGAUUUAAAUGUGGCAAGGUUGCAAUGCUUGACACUGGUGUGCCAUCAGUAUUAUUCGUUACAGAUAGCUUAUCUGACUCCGGUUCUCCGAUCAAGUCACUCUAUGUGCAAUCCUCUUCAGCUCCAACAGCCUCAAAAAGUGAUCCAACUGAUCACAACUCCAUAAAUUCUGAAGAUGAUUUAAUCUUGUGUGCAAUGACCAAAGAUGGACAAACCAUUAUUUUGGAUGGCAAUACUGGGAAAAUACUCGCCUCAUGCUUGAGAUCUCUAAAGAACCCAACUGCGAUUUGUAUGCACAUUAUAGAGAACUGCUAUGAAAACUCUGAAACGCCCAAUGGAAAACCAGCUGGAAAUCCAUCUGGGAAGGAGACUCAUAUAAUCAAUGCUAGUGAGAGUCAUUCACCAUCUGAACAGAAUGCUGUCACAGAAACAAAACUUGCUGAUCAGAUGUUUGCAAACUCAGUAUUUCUCAUGUGUUCUGAGGAUGCACUGCGCUUGUAUUCUUUAAAGUCUUUAUCUCAGGGAAGUCUUGAGAGCAUGAUGGAGGUAAAUCUUCCAAGGCCGUGUUGCUGGAUGGGAAUCCUAAAAAAAGAUGGAAGGGAAUGUGCAGUACUCCUGCUUUACCGAACAGGGCAUAUUGAAAUAAGAUCUUUCCCGAAUCUUGAAGCUGUGGGAGAGAGCUCUUUGCUGUCACUUCUUAGGUGGAACUUCAAGCCUAACAUGGAGAAGACAGUAUGUUCGGAUGAUUUCGGCCAUGUUGUCCUGGUAAAUGGUUGUGAAGUUGCCAUCCUUUCGUUUUUGGCCCACGCAAACGGCUUCAGGCUCCCAGAGUCUUUACCUUUGCUUCAUGACAAAGUCCUUGCAGCAGCUGCUGACGCUACCUUUAGCCAUAUCUCUGCUCAUAAGAAAAAUCAUGAUGGCGCUCCCAAAUUCCUAAGUAACAUUAUCAAAGGCUUCAGAUCAAGCACUGAACAGAAGAUGGACCAAGUACAAGAUUUCUCCCACCUGGGGAACAUCUUUUCUAAUCCACCAUACUUAAAACCUUCUGAUAUUGGUGGCGACGACGAAAAGAUUGUCGAGCUAAACAUAGAUGACAUCGAGAUAGAUGAACCUGUGAUCAUCUUGCCUUUGACAGAGAAAGACAAAAAAGAAAAGAAAGAUAAGAGAACGGAUAAGGAAAAGCUGUUUGACGGUGCAUCCAGCGAUGCACAACCCAAAACGAGAACAGUGGAAGAAAUUAAGUCCAAAUACAGAAAAGCAGGGGAAACCUCAGCAAUAGCUUCACAAGCGAAGGACAAACUUCUUGAGCGGGGAGAAAAACUCGAGAGAAUCAGCCAACGCACAGCUGAGCUUCAAGACAAUGCUGAGAACUUUGCAUCCAUGGCACAUGAACUUGCUAAGCAAAUGGAGAAGCGAAAAUGGUGGAACAUAUGAUAAAGUUGCAGUCAUUGUGGGUUCUUCCGUAUAUAAAUUAAUUUAUCUUUU
Messenger RNA from Arabidopsis arenosa, 3400 nucleotides. The record is from the annotation of a GenBank genome assembly. Lineage: Eukaryota; Viridiplantae; Streptophyta; Magnoliopsida; Brassicales; Brassicaceae.